Messenger RNA from Lingula anatina, 4507 nucleotides. RefSeq names its product sphingosine kinase 2. Gene Ontology annotation, biological process: sphingosine biosynthetic process; phosphorylation. The record is from RefSeq and is a predicted model, not a curated record. Lineage: Eukaryota; Metazoa; Brachiopoda; Lingulata; Lingulida; Lingulidae. Gene Ontology annotation, cellular component: intracellular membrane-bounded organelle; cytoplasm; membrane.
UGGUCAGCAAAUCUUAGAUCUGUUUCAUUUACUUAAUUUAGUGUUCUCAAUUUUUUUAACUGGAAUCCCAUAAAGUAAAAAAGCCAGACUCCCUUGCCUUAUUUUUUCCACACACUGAUGUGAUUAUGUGACUUGGUUUGAUAUAAUGUAAACCGGUGCAUCAUACAGCACAAAUGUUAUUGAUUAUUUUUUGGACUCUAUCCUUUUUUCAUAUGUGGGGCAGUACUUGUAUCAUGCGUUCAAAGUUCAGAAAACCAACCUUGAAAUCAAAAGAGUCCAUGUAAAUGCCUUCCUAGAAAAAAAAGUGGAAACGUAGAUUUAGCUACAGUUGCAUAUCCGUUGUACAAAUUACUAAAUGAAUAAAUCAUAAGGUUUAGGGGUUAACAUACAGUUGCAGAUAUGUAGGGUAGUAGAUCAUGUGAUCAGAUGCCCAGAUUUUACCCCUGGUCAGUACAGAAUGCCUGUUAUCAGUGCAUUGUCCUCGGGCACUGCAUAUCACACCAUGCAUCAUCACUGUGAAGUAAUGUAGACUUUAUAACAGUAAUACUGAUACAUGGGUGUCAUAUGUGAAGGAAUUAUGUUUAUUUAUUCAGUAGCACUAACAAAACCAAGGAUGAUGCAUUGGCACCCAUUUCCAGAACGUGUGCAUUAUUUAGGACACCUAAAAUUAUUUUUAGGAUGUAAACUGAAACAAUCAAUGCAGUUGUUUAUCCUCUUUGCUGCUGCAAUAUAUUUAUGUCAGCUUUUCUGUGUCAAGCUCAAUAAAAUAGGAUAUUUAGUUGUUUUAGAACAUUUGCUGACUAAGCAUCAGCUGACUUUUUUUAAUUGGUGGAUUGGGUUCUUGCCAUGGAUGUUGACAUCACUCCCAGGGCCAGGAAGGUUUUGGUGUUUGUUAACCCUUUCAGUGGCCCUGGAAAAGCACUAGACAUCUAUCAGAAGAGAGUAGUGCCCACCUUGGCUGAGUUAGACUUGAAUUUCCACCUUAUUAUAACAGAGAGAGCUGGCCAUGCAAAAGAUGUAGUUAAAACCAUAGACAUAAGUGAGUGGUAUGGAGUUAUUAUCGUCUCAGGGGAUGGUUUGAUAUUUGAGGUAAUCAAUGGUUUAAUGAGCCGCCCUGACUGGGAGCAUGCUAUCCACCACCUUCCACUGGGAGUGGUGCCUGGAGGGUCAGGGAAUGCUCUCUGUUGUGCCAUCAACAGCCAUAAUGGGGAACCUUACAAAGACAACAUCCUCACCCACUCUUUGUUUGUCCUGGCCAAGCAUAAAAUCAAGGCUCUAGACCUUGUGGCAGUUGAUACCUGUGAGGGCCGUCAUUAUUCCUUCCUGUCUAUCACCUGGGGGAUCAUUUCAGAUGUGGACAUAGAGAGUGAGAAGUACAGGAGUCUGGGGAAUGCUAGGUUUACAGUAGGGGCAUUAGUCAGAAUUGUAGGUUUGAGGACUUACCAUGGUCGUCUUUCAUUUUUACCGUGUGAACCAUACAGGUGUCACACAUCUAGGUCCACCAGUUGUUCCACAUGGGAGCCUUCAGUCAAUGCAAAUACUGCUGAUGUUGUCACAAGUCAGCCCAAAUCAAGGUCUCUAAGUUGUCCAGAUGGUUUAGGAGAUAGUGCUACAGAAGAAGUGUUGCGGAGCAGGUUACAGCAUGGAGGACCAGCUGAUGAGCCCUUAACUCCAGUCUUUCCUGAAGAAGGUGGUGGAGAUUUAGAAACUGUCAUUGCCAAUUCCAGCACACCAGCUGCAGACAGCACUCAGCUAACCUGUGAUAGUCCAUCAAGAGGAGAUGCUGCUACUCCUCGACCUGUGGAGACUGCCUUGCUUCCUCCUCUCUCUGACCCAGUCCCCGCAAGCUGGGUGACCAUAGAAGACAACUUUGUCACAGUGGUGGCAGCAUAUGAAAGCCAUCUUGGACCAGAUAUUAUCAUUGCACCAGAAGCUACUUUUAAUGAUGGUAUCAUACACUUAAUGUUUGCUAAAGCAGGAAUAUCCAGAAGUAGUCUGUUAAAACUCUUUUUAUCCAUGGAAAAUGGAAGUCAUGUCAACUCACCAGACAUUGAAAUUAUAAAAGUAAAAGCUUUCCGUUUAGAACCUAUCACACCAGGUGGUGUUAUAGCCAUUGAUGGUGAAAAAGUAAAGUAUGGGCCAAUUCAAGCCCAAGUCCUACCAGGCCUGGCUAGAUUUAUGGCUUAAACAGGUAUUAGAGCCUAUAGGUCUGUGAUGUAUCCUUCUGUCUCAUCUUUUAAUGUACAGACAGAGAAAUCUGUACACGUUGCCUUUGCCCGUGACUGUCUGUGUCAUCGGACCAGAGUGUCUAAGCCAGACAUAUUUCUUGUUGCUGCAGUAACUGGGAUAUAGUCAGGCAAUUUCAAAAGGGGGUUUCUUUUUCCGAAAAAGUGGACCUCUUACAAUGAAAUCUUUGCGUACCAAGAUGAAAUUUAACCCAGAAUGGACCUUUUCCCGACAAAAAGGGUGGUUCUUUCGAACCCCCUAAACCCCCUGGCUACAGGCCUGGAUGUAACAUUGCCAUUUUGGCCUCAGAUUCAUAGUGAUUACUUAUUAUUUUAAAAUCAGUUCUGGUUCAAAAAAUAGACAUAAUCCAGCCAUUUGUUAUGUUUCUUUUAAAUAAAUUUUUAAAAUUUUUAAUAAAGUAGGUCAAGAUACUGUGGAUAAGUACUUUUUUGCCAAAGGUAAAAUAUAGAUAACUCUUUUUCUUUAAAGGUAAACUAUCUGCAUUUAAAAAUGUCCAUAAUUCAUUUUUUGUCUGUCAUACUAAGCUACUUAUCUUUACCAAUCCAGACCUCAAAAACAAUAACCCCCCCCCCCAAAAAAAAAAAUAUAAUAAUAAUAAUAAUAGUACCAAAUGUCAAUAUUUCUGAAAUGUACAGAAAGACAUGGCCAGUCUUUUAAACACAAAUAAUUUAUGUAGAAAUGGUGUAAGACAUCAAAUCCAAGUGCAGGUGUGGGUUGAGCAAUGGUUUGAGGAAAGUAUGAUUUGUCAGGAAAAUCUCUGGACAAAAUUCCUUAAAACUUUUUUGUUUCAUAUGCAGGGCUUUAAUGCAGAUGUAAUUAUCCCAUCUAUAGUUGUUACAUUAUUGUUUUCUUUUUGUUUUUACUGUUACUGAUAUAGGUUGUCUGUACAUUUGCCAGCUUUAACUGGCUUUUCUUUUUUUUAUCAAGACUGUGACUUGUAAUGAUACAUUUUUUUCUAGGUUCAGGGUAAUUGUUUUAUGAACAUGUCAGGAAUGCAUUUUAAGCUUUUAACUGGGACCAAGAAAGAAAUUGCAUUUAUUAAGUCCCCAUUUGAAUUCAAAAAGAAAAGAAAUACUUAUUACAUUUGCUUUUAAAUUGGUAGUAAUUCAGAGCAGGAAGGUCAUGAUAAAGAUUUACCUUUUGAACUGAUUUAAUGUGUUUGAAGGGUCAUUUUCUAAUCACUGUUUACAAAGUGUGUGACGGUAUGAAUUUGACCCAUCUCAUUACCCGAUUUUUUUCAUUAGCUAGCAUUAGAACUUCUUGCAUUAAUUAACUGGAUACAUAUGUGGAAGUACCUUUAAUUUGAGAUUAACAGUAUUGUUAUGGAAGGUAGAGUUUGAUGGAUUACUGAAAUAUGUUAUGUAAAACAAAGUAUGGGAAAAUUUUCCAUUUCGUUGAUUAAUCUUACCACUUGUUUUACCAGACAUGAGGUUUCCUCUGACUUGUCAAAGCUAUUGGUCACCUUGGAAUUACCUAGACCUUGUUCAUGAUGCUGGCAACUGACUGGCAUUAAGACUAGAAUAAAUAUCAGGGAGAGCCAUAAAACUUUCUUAUAUGGGCUACAUUGUUGUACACAAGGGUACUGUAUUCUUUUUAUUAUUGAAUUCAAAGGCAAACAAAACCAUAUCUGUGGUUUGUAUAAUGGAAUGUCAUGAUAUUACUGGUGGUACAAAUCCAGGAGGCAGCCAAAACCUCUUUGGACCUCGAGAAACUCGAAUAUAAUUUCAACUGUUUAUUUGUCACUCUAUAUUUAAUCAGCAUUUAUGUAGCAACUUCCAGUGAACCUUUGAAAACUAGGUAUUAUUUGAUAUUAUAUGAUUUUCAAAAUAAAUGUGUGAUUUCAGUGGCAAUAACCUGUGCAGCAUAACAGCCCAUGUGUAUUUUAUUUUGUUAUAUCUGUGUUAUCUAACAAACAUUCCAAUGCCAGUUGCCAGCUUGAUAUUGUGGGUGAAGCAUUUAUGUUGAAAAUUGUGUGUAUAAUUCAGUAUGCCAAAUAUGAAGAUCGUGAUUUGUACAGUUGCAGUAGACAUAUUAUUUCAUGCAUCGACACUCCCUGUCAACGGAACCAGGUGCAUGAUGUGAAAGUAAAAAUAUCAUGAAUUAGAUGAAUAUAGUAUAACUGCUUAUUAUAAAGAUGUUAACACUAAAAUACUGCUGUUUUGGUUCAGUGGAUCGAUUAAAUGUCUUGUUAGUGCUUAUUUGAGGUGUAGUGAUAUGUGCUUACACCCAAAACGGACAAAAUAAUAUUUUGAUGAAAUUG